GCAAGCAUUGCGGUGCGGUUUGGCUCGACCGCGAAAGCGGUUCGGUGCGGAUUGACCGCACCAAUGCCCACCCCUACCAACGAGUCUCAAAAGGAUUGGUGAUUUUCAAAGUAAUUUUCGAUUUUCAAAGGUUUACGAAUCAACUUAUUAUUUUUAGGAAAACAAUAUGUAAACUAAAAUAUUGGGUGCUGGAAAAGGAACGGUGGAAACUGAUAGCUCUGAAUGAACAAUGGCGACACUAUACGAAGAAAACUGAAACUACUUUCCCUGAACGUUUUUUCGCGUCGUUAAAUGCUCUUCAAGAAAAGGAAACUGCUACCGACGUUGAUGAUAUUACAUUACAUUCCCCCUCCACGAUCACAGCACAAAGAUUUCAUUCCUUCUCUUGGAAACACCCUGCCGCCGGUGCCAUGUGCUCCAAUUUACACCCCAAGAACUUGGACGACCACAGAUGGAUAAUCAACAUCCGGCGAUCCCUCGAGGAGCAAGAACACCUGGAAGACAUUGUCGACCUAGAAGACUCCGACGAUGAACUCACCGUUCGAAUCUUCAACGUCCCCAAACCCCUCCUCUCCACACAUCCUGACUCCUACACCCCUCAGCAAGUCGCCAUUGGACCUUACCACCACCACCGCCCGGAGUUGCACGAGGCAGCUCGCCACAAGCAUUCCUCGGCCAGGAGGCUACAACGACAGCUGCAGCCUCCUGUCAGGUUUCCACACAUUGUGGAGCGGCUGAUGAAACUCGGGGCCAGGAUUCGAGACUGCUACCAUAAGUACUUGGAUUUCAGUGACGAGACCCUGGCAUGGAUGAUGGCCAUCGACGGCUCCCUCUUGCUAGAGCUCCUUCGUGGACCACCUGAAACCCAGGAAAGGCUCACAACUGAAGAUCAUGAUGUCCAGCAUCACGGCAGAUCGGUAGGAUCGAUGUUGACUGUUGUGAAAUCGGGCCAAAACAGUGGGAUGAUCAGGGACGUUAUGAUGCUCGAGAAUCAGAUUCCGAUGAUCGUGUUACGUAAGAUCCUCGAAGUUCAACACGGGACGCAGGAGCUGGGAGAUGAGAAGCUUAGGGCAAUGUUGGUUGGUUUUUGCAGGGAGGUUUCACCUUUCAAGAUGAUGGAUGACUUCCGCGGGAUGGAAGUUUCAUGUUCUGCUCAUUUGCUAGAUUACUUGUACCAAACAAUUCUUCCAAAUCAGGUAGUAAAAGAAGAAACAGCUGCUGCAGAUCGAAUAAAGCAAGCAGAGGAUUCAUCAACAGAAUGCAACGACAACGAAAGAUCAAAUCGAGUUUUCCUCACAUCAGUUAAGAGAUUUACCUCCAAGCUAGACAAAGAUCAUAUCAAGAGACUUCUGCUAUCGAGACCAGUAAAAUUCGUUCUCAGGUUGCCAUUCACAAUCCUCACCAAUCUCCUCCCUGGUUUUGCCAUCCUUAGACACCCCGUCGAGUAUUUCAUCUUCUCGUCACCACCCCACGACGGCAGACCAGGGCCAAGCAACUCAAACAACAACUUCUAUCGACCUCCACUGCUAGAAGAAAUCACCAUCCCAUCAGUUACAGAGCUCGUAAGCUCCGGGGUACAUAUUGUCCCAACCGUGAGCAGUAUCUCGAGCAUUAGCUUCGACACCAAGUCAUCGAAGCUGCAUCUGCCGAUAGUUAGCUUGGAUGUUAAUACAGAAGUCGUGCUGAGGAACCUGGUGGCAUACGAGGCCUCGAAUGCAUCAGUGGGCCCACUGGUUUUCACACGAUACACGGAACUGAUGAAUGGGAUCAUUGACACUGGGGAGGAUGUGAAGCUGCUGAGGGAGAGGGGCGUGGUUUUGAAUCACUUGAAGAGUGAUGAUGAGGCAGCAGAUUUGUGGAAUGGGAUGAGCAAGUCGAUUAGGCUGACCAGAGUGGCUUUUCUAGAUGACGUGAUUGCAGAAGUGAACUUGUAUUAUAAUGGACGAUGGAAGGUGAGGAUUGGGAGAUUUAUGGGGCAAUAUGUGUUUGCUUCUUGGCAGUCGCUGACACUUUUGGCUGCAGUCUUGAUCUUGGUUUUGAUGGCAUUCCAAGUAUUCUGCUCAGUUUAUAACUGGUAUCGUAUUCUUAGCAUCAGGAGGGCUACUUCGACAAUUCGAAGUUAACUUGCAUGUGAAGGUACUGACCAUGGCUGCUGUAGCAGCAUUGUAGUAGUACUACAAACAGACACGAUAUCAAGAAACCAGAAAACUCAAA
Linum trigynum is the source of this 2214-nucleotide messenger RNA. NCBI's taxonomy places the organism in Eukaryota, Viridiplantae, Streptophyta, Magnoliopsida, Malpighiales, Linaceae. The record is from the annotation of a GenBank genome assembly.